CUGAUAAGCCAUCCUCCGUACAGUCCUGACCUGAGCCCAAACAAUUUCUUUACAUUCCCUAGAAUGAAAGAUUUAUUACGUGGUCAACGGUUUGAGUACCCCGAAGCAGUUGUGGAAGCGUACGAAUCAGCCAUUUUGUCAACAUCAACUUCAGACUGGAAUUACUGUUUUAGUGAUUGGUUUGCACGAAUGGAAAAGUGCAUUAAGUUGAACGGAGAAUACUUCGAAAAACAAUAA
Messenger RNA from Parnassius mnemosyne (clouded apollo), 237 nucleotides. NCBI's taxonomy places the organism in Eukaryota, Metazoa, Arthropoda, Insecta, Lepidoptera, Papilionidae. The record is from the annotation of a GenBank genome assembly.